Caenorhabditis briggsae is the source of this 1299-nucleotide messenger RNA. The transcript has 3 exons. Gene Ontology annotation, biological process: regulation of DNA-templated transcription. The coding region runs from base 1 to 1299 and encodes 432 amino acids. Lineage: Eukaryota; Metazoa; Nematoda; Chromadorea; Rhabditida; Rhabditidae. The record is from RefSeq and is a predicted model, not a curated record. Gene Ontology annotation, molecular function: sequence-specific DNA binding; zinc ion binding.
AUGAUCCUCAAAUCCCAUGAAGCCAAAAUGAAUGAUACGGAGUACACAGAAAGAUCUGAUAAGGAGAUAAGACAAAAUGAGGCAAAACCGGAAAUUAAAAGCUCAAUUGAUGGUCCACAAGCUCAAUAUCCAAUUCUUCAAAUGAUGCCUGCUAUGAUGUUCGUAGGAACUAAUGCAGUAACGCUACCCAAUCCAAUUGCCAACUUGCAAAUGGACCUGAUGAACCAAAUCAAAAUCGAUUUGAUGAGUUUAGCGAUGUCGUCUCCGUUGUUUUGGAACUUUCCGGAUUUGGCAGCUACACAGAAUAUGGAGCAACAGUAUCCGACACCCAUCUGGACACCGCAUGAUACUGUACCUAUAAAUCAAGAGGCUUCGGAAGAGAAAGAAGAAGACGUCAAAGAAAAUGAGGCUCCACAAUUCACAAAUUUCCCAGCCAACACAAGGUCGAUGUGCCAGCUUGAUCAGAAUGAGCCCACUCCUAGCAAAUCGGAAUCCAAACAGUGCUCCAACUGCUCGAUCACUAAAUCCUGUCAAUGGAGAAAUGUCACAUCUAGCGAAGGGAUACUGUGCAAUGCUUGCUUUGUCUAUGAGAGGAAGUACAAGAAGAGCCGUCCAAUGAAAGCGAUUCAGCAUUAUAAGAAAAGGACAAAUGAUUUUCCAAGUUCACCAGCUACGAAGCUAGCGCAAGGACCAUCUACUCCAUGCAAGACUCCAGCUACACGGUUAGCUAUGGAAUCGUUGAGCUCAUUCCCAGCUACACAGUUUGCUUCUGCUACUUCAACUCCCAAGAGACGAGCUAUGGAUCCGUUGAGCUUGCUAGCUUCACCAACUCCAGCUACACAGUCAUAUACAGAAGCUCUACCAACUUCAGCUACGCAGUUAGUUCAGGAUCCAGCUACUUCAACUCCCAAGAGACGAGCUAUGGAUCCGUUGAGCUUGCUAGCUUCACCAACUCCAGGUACAGUAGCUCAGGCUCCAACUACUCCAAGAAUGUCCAGACCUUCACCAGCUACACAGUUAGCUAUGGAAGCUUCACCAACUCCAUCUAAGCUAGUUCAGGAUCCAACUACUCCAGUAGCUCCGAAUUCUGCUACACCGAAGAGAAGUUAUAGACGAAAGCUUCUAGAAGAAUCACAAAAAUGUUCCAACUGCUCGAUCAUCAAUUCAUGUCGAUGGAGAAACGUCAAAUCGAAAGAAAGCACUCUAUGCAAUGCUUGUUUCGUCUACCGAAGGUAUAUCAAGAAGGAUCGUCCGACUAGUGCAAUCGAGAGUUAUAAGAGCAGAAUUAAUGAAAUGUGA